CUCUCUCUCUCUCUCUCCUCUCCUUUUCUCUCUCUCAUCAAGUUGAACUCCUCCAGCGCCACUAUAUAAACCUCUCUCAUUGAUCAUCUCUUCAUCCCAUUUUCUCUUGCUUUUGCUUCAUUUUUAGUGUUUUGUGUGCUUCAAGCUACACUAUCCCUUCAGGUGAAAAUGGCCACAGUUGAGGUUGUGUCAGCUACAUCAGCACUUUCAGAGGAGAGCACUAAAGAGGAGCCAACCAAGGCUGAAGAGACAACAACCACAGAAGAGGCAGUGGCUCCAACACCACCAACAGCGGCUGAGCCACCAGCAGAAGAAGAGAAGGUAACAGAAACAGCCGCCGCACCAGAGGAACCAGCUGCUCCAGAACCCGAAGCUCCGGCCGCUGAAGUUGAGGCCAAGGAGGAGAAGGCUGUGGAAGAAGUAGCUGAGGUGGUGGCAACCGAAGAAGAGCUGGUUGUAGAGAAGAAAGAAGAGGUGAGUACUCCUAAGGUGGCACCAGAGCCAGUUGAGGAGGAAGUAAAAGAAAUUACAGAGUCUGUCAAGGCACCCGAGCCGGUGAUUGAAGCUCCUAAAGAUGAAGUUGUUGAAAAGGAAGAAGAAAAACCAGUUGAAGCUGAACAGAAAGUUGAAGCAGAAGCAACGGCUGAGAAAACUGAGUAGUAAAAAGCUUAUGGAAGUGUUUUGCUUUGGCUUUUAGUGAAAGGUUUGUGCAUGUAGUAAAGGGCAUGUUAGGUUUUCAUCAUGUUGUUGUGUUAAAGUUAAGAGUUUGGUCCAAUAAGGGUAGUUUGGUAAUAUGGGGCUUGGAAUCUAGAAAAUGAAUGGGACCCAUGUGGAUCCCACUUGUAUCGUAUGUAGCCAAUGCCGACCUGCCACGUGGAAAGAUGUAUGAGAGGGAUUUAUUUUGAUACGUGCCACAUGGGGCAUGGUUAUUGGUUUUGAGACGGUCUGGUUAGGCCUGUAAUGAUGCUUGUAUGUUGAUACACAAGAUGUGUUAUGUUAUUUUGGAUUAUUAUAUAUGAUGUUGUAGCACUUAAUUAACCCCCCCUAAUUAUUAAUAAGAUUGAUUGCAUAUGUUUACAAAUAUUCAUUUGUGUAAAAUCACCCAAUAUAUAUGCAUAAACAAUAUUCAACGAUUAACCAUUCAAAAAAGUUCAUCAACACUAAAGUUGUGUUAGGGAUGAAUUUAAGAUUCUAAUAUUGGAAGGCAAAGAUACAUAUAAUUGUAAAUUAAAAAAUUUUCUCAAAUUUUAUUAAAACAUAAUAUCCCCUAUUCUUAAUUAAAAAAACGAUUUGUGUUUGGAUCAACAUAUCCUGCAUAGCUAUAGACAUCGUUCUCUCCUUCUACCAAUUCAAGUGAUUACAAAUCUACUCUUUUAUACACCUAAACAAUUCAUGUUUUAAUCACCUAAUAAUUGAUUAGUCGACCAAACUCAGUUCGUUUGCAAUCCUAACUUUAAGAAAUUACAUUAUGCUACUAUUAUUAUUACUAUUAUUGAUAUAAUUGUAUAGUAUUUAAAAGUAAAAAAUAAACAUUCAUUUAAACAAAAAGUGAGAAUUAAUUUUCAAAGGACAGUUCCAAAAUCUUAUCGUUUCAUUAACCCCUAAUUUCAUGUAUCCUUUUGUAUGUGUCAUGACUGCGCAUGUAUUAAUGUAUAGAAACAAUUUGAUCAAGUCAAACAUUCAUGAAUGCCUAUUAUUUUCUUUUUGUUAACUUGUACAACUAUUAUCUCACAUAAAUAGAUUCUUGUUACAACCAUGCAUAACAUUUUUUUUACUAUUUUGCAUGUAAACUUUUCCCAACAUUUGCCUAUAAAAGAUCGAAAUCACACCUUUCCAUAAGCACAAAAAGUGAAUCAAAAUGGCUCUUUCCAAGAUUUCACUAGCCAUUGUUUCCUUCAUGGCCUUGACCAUGGCCCACCACUCCCUAGCCCAAAAUUCCCCACGGGACUUCCUUGCAGCGCACAAUGCUGUUCGAGAUCAAAUCGGAAUCAAGCCUCUUGCAUGGAACAACACCGUAGCCGCCUAUGCCGAGAACUAUGCUAAAUUGAGGAGUGCUGACUGCAACUUGCAACAUUCAAACGGCCCAUACGGGGAAAACAUUGCGGAGGGCUCAGGUGAAUUUACAGCGGUGGAUGCGGUGAAAAUGUGGGCGGACGAGAAACCAAAGUAUGACCACAAUUCGAAUUCAUGUGUUGGAGGAGACACUGCAGGAUGCCUACAUUACACUCAAAUUGUUUGGCGCAACACAGCACAAAUUGGUUGUGCUAGAGUUCAGUGUCAGAAUGAAUGGUGGUUUGUCACUUGUAACUAUUAUCCACCGGGAAAUUAUGUGGGUCAACGUCCUUACUAAGAUGUUUUUUUUUGGCUUACAAACGGAUGUACUACGAAGCGAUGAAACUUUGAAAUCUGAAACAUAACUCAUUUGAGUAAUAUUAAGGGAUGCCUAUG
Camellia sinensis is the source of this 2448-nucleotide messenger RNA. RefSeq lists its product as uncharacterized. The record is from RefSeq and is a predicted model, not a curated record. Lineage: Eukaryota; Viridiplantae; Streptophyta; Magnoliopsida; Ericales; Theaceae.